This is a messenger RNA of Neoarius graeffei (lesser salmon catfish), 8348 nucleotides long. RefSeq names its product procollagen C-endopeptidase enhancer 2b (gene pcolce2b). Gene Ontology annotation, molecular function: protein binding. The coding region runs from base 1 to 1560 and encodes 519 amino acids. The transcript has 10 exons. Lineage: Eukaryota; Metazoa; Chordata; Actinopteri; Siluriformes; Ariidae. The record is from RefSeq and is a predicted model, not a curated record.
AUGCCCCAUAAACUUGUCAAAAGCCUUCCCAGACCUCACAGUGGACCUGAUUAUAAGAGCAAAGAGGAAAUAAAGUUGGAAUCAGAUGUUCAACAAGGACCUGUUUUUGGGAGAAAGCGGGGGCAGAUCCUCCCUCCUUCACAGGCACAUAGACCUGAUAUUCAGCAGCUCAGCUCGGCCCCCUCUCUCCUCUCCUCUCCUCUCCUCCUCUCUGUCCACACUUCGGGACACUUUCUCCAGUCGGGGACCCACACACACACACCUCACAUGGCGCUGGACAUGAACACACAGUCCUCCUGGAUCAUGGUUCGGACCUGCAGCUGUUUGUGCGUCUGCGUGCUUCUGCAGCUGUUCUCCUCCAGCGCGUGCGCUCAGACACACCGCCGACAGUCGUUUCCAUGUGGAGGAAACAUAACAGGAGAUUCAGGAGUUAUCGGUAGCCAGGGUUAUCCAGGAGUGUAUCCUCCAAACACCAAGUGUGUGUGGAGAAUCACAGUCCCACAAGGCAAAGUGGUGGUCCUGAAUUUCCGCUUCCUCGAUCUGGAGAGUGACAACCUGUGCCGCUACGACCAUGUGGACGUUUAUAGCGGGCAUGUGAACGGGCAGCGCCUGGGCCGCUUCUGUGGGACCUUUAGGCCCGGAGCCCUCGUCUCCACGGGGAACAAGAUGCUCAUUCAGAUGGUGUCAGAUGCCAAUACCGCUGGCAGUGGCUUCCUGGCAGUGUUCUCCGCUGCUAACCCUCACGAACGAGGAGAUCAGUAUUGCGGAGGGCGAUUGGUGAAGCCGACAGGAACCUUUAAGACUCCGAACUGGCCAGAAAAAGACUAUCCAGCAGGAGUCACGUGCUCAUGGCACAUAGUCGCACCGAAAAACCAGAUUAUAGAAGUGAAAUUCGAGAAGUUCGAUGUUGAAAGAGACAACUACUGCCGCUAUGACUAUGUCGCCAUCUUUAACGGAGGGGAAAUCAAUGAUGCGAAGAGGAUUGGGAAGUACUGUGGAGACAGCCCACCAGCGCCGGUGUUCUCUGAGGGUAAUCAGCUUCUCAUCCAGUUCCUCUCAGACCUCAGCUUAACAGCGGAUGGCUUUAUCGGUCACUACAGAUUCAGGAACAAAAAGAUCCCAAUAACAACCAUCGCUCCAACCACAACCACUCAGCCCACCACCACCAGACUCAUACCUUUGAAGUAUUCAGCAGCACUCUGUCGACAGAAAUGCAAGCGAAAAGGAAGUCCUGAGAGCCAUUACUGCUCCAGCAACUUCGCCAUCACAGGGACGAUUAUCACAGCAGUACCGCGUGGAGGAAGCAUGCACACUACAGUCUCCAUCAUCAACAUCUAUAAAGAAGGAAGCCUCGCUAUCCAGCAGGCUGGAAAAUCCAUGAGCACUAAAAUCGUUAUCCUGUGCAAGAAAUGUCCUUCUGUCAAAAGAGGCUUGAACUACAUCUUCAUGGGCCAGACGGACGAAGAGGGCCGCGGCCUGAUCGCCCCGCAACACUUCGUCAUGGCCUUCAAGGCCAAGAACCAGCGAGCGUUUAACGUCCUGAAGAACAAGCGGUGCUGAUCUCACUCUUCCCUCCAUCUUAAUUCGUGUGCUCAAACCCCAGGAAAUGAUUUCCUCCAUUCGGUUCAAUCUGUGGGAGGAGAUCAUGGAGAAGUAGUAAGAGAGAGAAGUGUGUGUUAGAAGGAAGGAAAUCAGAAAUAACGACAGCCAUAAUGACCUCCAGGGACAAGGCUGAACCCCAACUUCCUCCUUUUUUUUUUUUAUAUAUUGAGACCACGCCCCUUAAUGUCCAUCUAUUAAAGUGUGAUUCGUCAAAACUCCACCCACUGGGACUAGAACUGUAAGAAGAACUGUACAAUCUGUAAAAGUUGACUUAUAAAGUCAGAGUUUUGUUUCUCAUUGGCCCUGAAAUCAGUAGCACAUUUAAUUGCGGUUGUUAUUAUUAUUAUUAUUAUUAUUAUUAUUUUCUUUUUUUCAUGUAAAAUGCUCAGUAUCUACCUACCGAGGUCAAUCUGUAACAAUUACAAGUUGUUUCUGGUAUAUUUAUUGCAUGUUGGAUAUUCAAGUCCACAGUAAUGUGAACAUUUCUACACUCUUCACCACUUAAGGGAUCUUUACGGCUUUAAACAAAUAUUUUUGUAUCCUCAAACAUAGGUACGUCAUACACAAGGAAUAAACGACAUAAACAAGGUGUGCUGUUAUGAUAAAGUUGAACUCCACUUAACGCUGGGCCAUAUCUCAUCACCUCCAUGCUGUUCAUUAUUUUCCAGAAAUAGCAUGGCCUGAAAUCUUUAAUUCAUCUUAUCGCACGGUAAUUUGUCAGCACAGACAUUUUUAAUGUUAAUUAAACAAUGGAACGUCCAUGAAACAAGCCGGUACUUAUGUCUCAGCAGCUAUAAAGGGUAAUAAGACAGAAACUAGACUGCAUUUCCGCAGAGAAAAUGCAAAGUGUGCUUGCUGAGCUGUAGCAGAACAGUUAUUAUGCUAGCAUGCUAAAAGCUAGCAUGCCAACAUGCUAACAACUAGCAUGCUAACAGUUAGCAUACUAACAUGCUAACAGCAUACUAACAUGCUAAUAGAUAACAUGCUAAUAGAUAACAUGCUAACAGCUAGCAUUCUAACAUGCUAAUGAUUAACAUGCUAUUUGUUAAAAUUCUAACACUUUAAGGCUAAUAUGCUGACAGCUAUCAUGCUAACAGCUAACAGGCUAACAUGCUAAUGGCUAGUAUGUUAACUUUUAGCAUGCUAACACGCUGAGGGUGACAUGCUAACAGUUAACAUGCUAACAGUUAGCAUGCUAACAUGCUCAGGUGAACUCGCUAACAGCAAACAUGCGAACUCUGCAUGCUACCAUGCUAAUCCUAACAUGUUAACAGCUCUCAUGAUAACAUGCUAAUGGUGAACAUGCUAACAACUCGCGAGCUAACAGCAGGCAUGAUAUCGUAAUGGGUAACAUGCUAAUAGCUAGCAUGGUAACACGUGAAUGCUUAUGUGCUAAUUGCUAUCGUGUGUGCAUGUAAGUAUUCCUAAUAAAGUGGCCAUUGAGUUGAAGUUGAUUUGCUGUCAAAGUCUCAAAUGAGCAGAUCCUUGCCAAAUGCAUCAUCACCUAUGGGGGAAGGGAGGAAUGACUCAGUCGAGCUUCCAUUGAUUAGCGGCAAAAUGGAGAAAAAAUGGACGGAUGAAAGGCAAGACAAAGACGAGUGAAGGUCAGAACCAAUAUCAUGUGUGUGAUGGUGAUUUGGCCUGAGGUGCCGUAUGAAGUUUGGUGGACGUGUGGUGAAGUGUUACUGAGCAAAACUCCAUUCAUUUGAAUGGGGCCAAAAAUCAAUGGAAGCCUAUGGAGGUAAAAAGAGAUGCGUGAAAACCAAGGAAAAGACGAGUGCGGGUCUCAGAUGAGGGGAUGGAUCUGUGCGGGGACUUGGCCUGAGGCAUCAAGUGAAGUUUCUUGAAGUUCGGUCACUUGGUUAAAAAAAUUGAUGGAGAGUGAAAGUUUUUCUCCUGAAACACCAUUCAUUUUCAAUGGGGCCAAAAAUCAAUGCAAGCCUAUGGAGGAAAAAGGGAUGAGCAAAAAGAAAGAGUGCGGGUCAGAACCGAUUGCAUGUAUGUGUCGGGGGAGUUGGCCUGAAGUAUCACAUGAGGUUUGGUGCAUCUGCGAUGGAGCGUGUCCGAGUAGGAUGAUUCGAUUCAUGAGCCCUAUUAAUUUUCUAUGGGAAAAAAAACAAAAGAAAAACAACCAACAAGAACAAGAGAAUGUGCACGUUGAUCCAAAAGCUGUAUACAAGCACACUGCACCACUUCGGGCCAGACGUCUCAGAGUUGGAACGGUGUCUCUAUCUCGAAUGCCCUAGGACAGUGGUCGGCAAUUAGGGGCCCGCGGGCCAAAACUGGCCCGCCAUCAAUUCUAUUUGGCCCGCGAGAUGACGUUAAUUUAUUGUUUAAAAAAUAUGAUUUUUAAUAUAUUUUUUAAACCUCAUGUUUUAUUUAAAAAAAUACAACAAUUCCACCGAUUUCAUAACAUUUAUUGAAGUGUAGCUGAUAAGUAACGUGACAAAAGCAACAGGUAGAACAUCCUUGCAGCCUGUUUAGCCUUACUUGAUGCACAGGUUGGAAAGGUAAUUGGCACGCGUGUGCGCGUAAUCUUAUGGAAAACAAAAGUGUCCUGUCUCCCUCUCGCAACGGACAAGGUGAAAAAAUAGCCUGUGUUUCAUUAGGCUACAUUAAUGGCAGGAUGAACGCAUACCAUUCUUCUUUGUAGGUCCUGCAUUCGGAAUCAACUUUUCUUUUCAUGGCUUUUGACAACGACAUUUUGCAUCGAUAGCUAGCAAUCUUCAGCUAAUCAUUUACAUGUCAUCCAAAAGAAUAAACAACCGGCAAUUGUAUACAUUAGUUACGGCAGGUUGCUAGGCAGGUCACCUGUUUCAUGAGAGAUGCCAGGAGAUGUAGCAGUUGGCAUAAUAACAAUGCAUAGAAGCAAAUUAAUGUUUUAAAUGAAAUUAAAUUAAAUGCAUUUUAAAAGUUAAAUAACAUUUACUUUUAAUAUAAUAGAAAAAAUAUAUAACAACUUUUUCUCCCAUUAGAAAAGCAUGGCCAUGGCCCGCGAUGCCAUUGUCAGAAAAAAAUUUGGCCCGGGUCCAAACUUAAUUGCCGACCCCUGCCCUAGGAGGAGUAGUGGAUCCAAAAUACGUGUCGGAAUAAGGCAGAAUAAGUAAACUUAAGAAGAACAAUAGUGUGCUUGCCUUCGGCUGCUGUGUGCUUGAGCAAGCACACUAAUAAUAUUACAUUACAGGCAUUUAGCAGACGCUCUUAUCCAGAGCGGCAUACAGCAUAUCCAGAGCAGCCUGGGGAGCAGUUGGGGGUUAGGUGCCUUACUCAAGGGCACUUCAGCCAUUCCUGCUGAUCCAGGGAAUCAAACUGGCAACAUUUUGCUCCCAAAGCUGCUUCUCUAACCAUUAGGCCAGUGGUUUGUCCUCUGUGUUGAAGACUUUCCCUCUGUGGAAAAUAUAUCCUAGAGACUUACUCACUCACUUCUUCAAGCUUGUCGCACUUACUGUAAGGCGCGGUCCUACAAUACCAAUAACUAUAACUAUAAAUAAAUCAGUCCCCUGCAGUUUACGUGGUCGUUGCUCACACCAGACCGAUAACGAUCCCUAUAGCCCAGGCCUGGGUUUAUCCGUAUCGCUGAGAUUGCUUCUGGAGCCAUUUUUCCUCUCCAGGCCUGGACCUGAUCCGAUAAAACAUCUGACCAGUCAGGUAAUUGUUUACGUGACGUUAUCAGAGAACAUGCUAUUUUAUCCAGGGCAUCUUUGUACAUCCUUGUUGCAUCAUAAAGUCACGGAAUAUGGAUUCAUAAUAUGGAAAAUAAAAAUCUAUAAUACAAAGCACGGAUCUUUUAUUCACGGAUAUGUGAUUUUCUGUGAAAUAUUAAUAAAGUAAACAUAUAAAUGCAGGGAAGAUAUUUUAAUUAUGAACUUCGGCAGUCCGAACAUUUAAUUGUUUUAGAUUUCUUAUCCAUGAUGCAUCAUCUGUAUGAAAUCGGUAACCAGUCUGUAGUAUACUGAAACGUCCAUGACCAAUCCGUAAAUUAUUAGCAUCCGUGAUGCGUCCAUAUUAAAAUACUCCGUAUUUUGUAUCCUUUUUUAUUAUAUUUCUGUAAUCCGUGAUCUAUCCAUAUUAUAUCAACCACCGGAGUGUGUACAUGGGUUGUUUUGGAGUCCAAGCUGCACAGUACGACCCGGAAUAAUGUCCUACGACUUGGAAAAAACUUCCAUGACUAUUCCUAAGUUGCAUGCGUUUAUUUCCCUGAGUGUCAGGACCAAGCGAUAUUAUAGUCAGGAUUAUAGUUGUGGUGUUUCUGCUCCAGACUGGAACUAAAUUCAGGCAGAGGGAUCGUCAUAGUUGGAGUUAUAGGUAUCAGUGUUGUAGGACCAGGGCCUUAUGUGUGUAGGGUUGCUGGCAUGUGGACCCUAUUGAUCCACGUCAUAUUAAUUCGAGCAUAGUUUUACGCCACAUCCCCUUCCUGCCACAACCCUCCUAUUUCCAGGCUUGGGAAGCAACCAUUCACACACACGGUCAAUUUAGAGUCACCAGUUAACCUAACCUGCAUGUCUUUGGACUGUGGAGGAAACCGGAGCACCCGGAGGAAACCCACGCGGACACGGGGAGAACAUGCAAACUCCGCACAGAAAGGCCCUCGUCGGCCACGGGGCUCGAACCCAGGACCUUCUUGCUGUGAGGCGACAGUGCUAGCCACAAAAUCUAUACUGGAGACUCCUUCUAUAAAUAUUAAAUAAAGAUCUACUUACAGAAAUUCUAUAUAACGCAUUAGAACAAGCACAAAGUCAUCGUUAAAGUAUCUACAAAUCACGCGUACAAAAUUUCAUAAUGAUACAGAUGCAAAACAUUUACCAGAAAUUUCUUGGGUGUUUGGCAUACCAUCAGAUCAAAUAAAGUGUUCUGGGUACAUUUUUGUUCUGGAACGUUCUGGAUAAAUGACAAAAAAAAGCUGCUUUGUCUUUAAGACGUAGUGAAAUGUGAAUCCUGGACAGUUCAGUUCAGCGUCAAGGCGAAAAUAUGAACAUCCAAGUCUUUUACAGAUGCAUUAAUUUGCCCGAAGCUGCAGCAUGUCGUUCAGAGCCGUCUUCUUCACUAGAACACGCUCAGUUCCAUAGUACGCAGGUUUUUCACAACAUUCUUCUGUACAGUGUAGAUUACAGGACAGGAAAUAAAUGUGUUUCUGUAGAUACUGUACACUACCGUUCAAAAGUUUGGGGUCACCCAGACAAUUUUGUGUUUUCCAUGAAAAGUCACACUUUUAUUUACCACCAUAAGUUGUAAAAUGAAUAGAAAAUAUAGUCGAGACAUUUUUCUGGCCAUUUUGAGCAUUUAAUCGACCCCACAAAUGUGAUGCUCCAGAAACUCAAUCUGCUCAAAGGAAGGUCAGUUUUAUAGCUUCUCUAAAGAGCUCAACUGUUUUCAGCUGUGCUAACAUGAUUGUACAAGGGUUUUCUAAUCAUCCAUUAGCCUUCUGAGGCAAUGAGCAAACACAUUGUACCAUUAGAACACUGGAGUGAGAGUUGCUGGAAAUGGGCCUCUAUACACCUAUGGAGAUAUUGCACCAAAAACCAGACAUUUGCAGUAGAGGUCUGUGUGGGUCGGAUUUUUCAGUCCCGCUCCUGUCCGCGCCCGCAUUGUGCAGUCCCGCUCCCGCCCGCGCCCGCAAAGAAUUAUGAUUUUCAGUCCCGCUCUCGCCCGCGCCCACAAAAAAAUUAUGAUUUUCAGUCCCGCUCCCGCCCGCGCCUGCCAUAUUUUGUCCCACUCCCGCCCGCAAAUCCCGCAUGAUGCAGACGUUCGCGUUAUUUCUCAGGAAAGUUCUUGUCUUGACACAGCGUGAUGGUGCCCCGCCCCCUACUUUGAGUGGAUUUGAGCAUAAAUAUCUACAGCUCACGUUCACGUUUGUUAUUAUUUACCUUGUUUCUGAAUUCAGCAUGUAGUGUCUCUAAUAAUAAUAAUAAUAAUAAUAAUAAUUAGUGCUGUCAAGCAAUUAAAAUAUUUAAUCGCGAAUCGCACAUUUUUAUCACAUGAGAAACCAUUGUAAUUCUCUGAUCAGCAUAAAAAAGUGAAUGGGCUUGCUUUGUACUAAUGGUGUUUUUUUUUAUUGCAAAGCAGAGCUAGUAAGAGAAGUGAAUUGAGUUACUGCUUGAGUUAGUCUACAGCUCUAAUCAGAGAGACAGGUUACACAGUGACGGUAGGCUUGACUCAAUGUUAUCCUAGAAAUCCUUCCUGUAUUGCACCAAAAACCAGACAUUUGCAGCUAGAAUAGUCAUUUACCACAUUAGCAAUGUAUAGAGUGGAUUUCUGAUUAGUUUAAAGUGAUCUUCAUUGAAAAGAACAGUGCUUUUCUUUCAAAAAUAAGGACAUUUCAAAGUGACCCCAAACUUUUGAACGGUAGUGUAUCACAAGUGUGGAGAAAAUCCAAGGUGUGUUCGUGUUGCAUUUUUCAGCCACACAAGUGUUUACUAUGUAUUGUAUUUUUGAUUUACUUUGUUCAACACGAAUGAAUGUACAAAACCCGAGGUGCAUCUUUCUGACGUGGUGACUAAAGUGCAAUAAUUUAGUAGUGACAUUUUGAAACGAUUUCAUUCAUUCAUUUUCAUUCUGAAACUUCUGAAAGUACCAACCUGCCGUGUGUGAAGGAGUCGAGCCGAGACGUUUUAUUGUGAAGUGCAUACUGAAAUUCUCAUGAUAAAAUAUUUUUCAUAUGAAACCAAUUCCUGAUAUUGAGUGUUAAUUUUGUUAAUUUAUAAACAAUUGUUUUGUGAUGGUAUCAAAAUAAAAAAAUUCAAGAUCUG